Molecule: messenger RNA, 1532 nt
Organism: Asterias rubens (European starfish)
Lineage: Eukaryota; Metazoa; Echinodermata; Asteroidea; Forcipulatida; Asteriidae
Product: E3 ubiquitin-protein ligase Hakai-like
Exons: 5
Coding region: 101-1360 (419 amino acids)
Biological process (GO): regulation of cell adhesion; protein ubiquitination
Molecular function (GO): ubiquitin protein ligase activity
Source: RefSeq, a predicted model, not a curated record
CAAAGCCCCUUCUUCUUGAAUCUUGUCAUGUCAGGAUAUCACACCAAGAUUUUCUUUUUCCUGAACUAGCGUGUGCGACAAAAGGUGAGAGUGUUGAAACAUGGAGAAGCAUUCUGACAUCUACCCUCAUCCAUUCCCCAAUCAUCAUCUCAAAUGGGAUCAUAAGCUUAAUCUGAUUGGGGAGAAAGUGGUGGAUCCAAUGAUUCACUGCUGUGAGAAAUGCACAAUGCCGAUAUUGAGCUACGGUCGAAUGAUUCCCUGCAAGCAUGUGUUUUGCUUUGACUGUGCUAAAGCCACUGACAAGAGCUGCCUAAGGUGUGGUGACAGUGUCCAACGAAUUGAACAGUCUCCAUUAGGUGGCAUCUUCAUCUGCACCUAUGGGGGCUCCAAGCAUAGCCCAGGUGGCUGCAGACGGACUUAUCUUUCUCAACGAGACCUUCAAGCUCACAUUAACCAUCGUCAUAACAGACACUCCUCAUCAAGCUCAUCCAGUACUCAACCAUCGAGUGAGCAACCAACUCGCCAUGAGCGUCCUAUCGGGGAGGAUCCUCGCACACGCUACACAACACCCCAGGAGACCUACAGCACCCCAGGAGCCCCGCAGCAUCUCCACGAACGCAUGCCCUACGAGGCGGAACCUGCUGAUAUACCCGUUUCACCAAACCCCCACAGCGAGUACGGGAUUGAGCGGGUUCAAGUCCGGAAGUCCAAUCUGAUCACGGUGCCCCUUCAGGAAGAAAAGAACUACAGCGGGAAUAUCCACGAGCAGGCGCCCCCUCCACCUCAACAGGCACAUCAACCACACCAGCUACCCCCAUCUGCUGUGACAUACACAGGGCAGCAACCACUGCCUCAGCAUCAGGUCCCAGGCCCACCACCGCCCCCUCCUCAGUCCCCUUUAUACCCAGCUCAGGGUGUCCUACCCCCUAUGGUCCAUCAGCCACCACCUAUGUCCUACGCUGUAGUCACACCCCAGUCGGUUAUGACAGUCUCUCAUUCAGUUCACCAAGCACCCCCAUCAGUCCAGCCUGCUCCUUACUCCUCGGUCCAUGUCCCACCCGUUCCUUCACCCGUAUCCAUUCCUGGAACAGUGCCAAUGUACAGUACUGCAUCUCAACCCCACUACACUUCGACCACACCCGAGCAGAGCCCGUCGUUUCAAAGCCCAGUCGCACCCCCUACAUCCGGGCAGAACUGGGUAACCGGGGUGUCCAUACCUCCACAGAGUAUGGUGGGGAUGCCACCCAUUAUACCCGGUAUGUCACCCCAGACUGCAGGUGUCGGGGCAGAUUUAGGCCCACCACCUUCCAGGGGACCCCCACCCGAUGCUGUUAGGUACAGACCUCCAUACUACCAGUAAUCAAAUUAAGUAAAACUACUAAUUAUAAAUUGUACAUGAUUAAACAGUAGGAGUGCUUCAUUACAGUUGUCAACAGCUUUUUGGGGGUUAGAAACCCCCCAAAAUAAAUGUAGGUUUUGAACUGCCUUACGCAAAUCUUAGUGGUCUAGUUGGUAUUUAAAUACACCUGCUC